Besnoitia besnoiti is the source of this 2505-nucleotide messenger RNA. RefSeq lists its product as uncharacterized. The record is from RefSeq and is a predicted model, not a curated record. The transcript is spliced from 4 exons. Gene Ontology annotation, molecular function: RNA binding. The coding region runs from base 1 to 2505 and encodes 834 amino acids. NCBI's taxonomy places the organism in Eukaryota, Apicomplexa, Conoidasida, Eucoccidiorida, Sarcocystidae.
AUGUUCAUCGGUCUUCUCUGUUGCCGACGCCACAGUGAGCAGCCAAAGCGUCAAGGAUCCUCGAAAUUGUUGCCUCUUUUAGCUGUGACGUCAUUUGUGAAUCCUUUGGCAUGCGGUGGCCGUGUCCGUCACCAGGUAUAUCCGUUUUCUACCGUAGCUGUACUUCAAUCUGCCGGCAUGGAACGCCAGUCGGAUCGCGGCUUUUCCGCGUUUUUGUUUCCGAACUCCCCUUUCUCUUCCGCGCCGUCGCCUGCAGGGCAAGGAGUCACCACAGACUCCGCACAGUCUGAUACCAGUCCCACCGCAUUCUCUCCUAGCACGGCCUACCCUGCUCUGCCCCGGCGCCCGUCAGUCAGUGGCUCGGAAGGGGCUACGUCAGUGCUAUAUGGUUUGGCAAAUUUGUCUACGAUGCAGAGCAUCCGUGGCAGCGGAAACCAACUCCCGUCAAACGCAUCCUCUCGGCACGAUUCCACCCGUCCCCAGCUCUCUGGGGAGGGUGAGUCGUUUUUGCCGCCAGCUAUUGGCGACUCCGGAGGAGGUCACUCGAACAAUGCUUUUUUGUUGAGUCCGUCAGGGCCUUCGUGUCUACCGGCCCCACGGCCUCCCGGAGUUCAUUCCUCUGGAUAUUCACAGUGUCCGCCUCCGCCUCCUGCAGCAUCGCAGAGGAGUAGUCCUCUCCCCUCGACAGCGCCAACGCCUUCACCUGUCUCGCAGUCUCAGAGCCAACCUGCUGUCGCUCCUUCCGCGCCAGCAGCGCCGAAGGAGUGCCCUGGAAGACCGCAGCCAUCCAUGCUCGGGAGAUCUCUAGGAGACUUGUUUCGGCAGGAGAGUGCUGCUUCACCGGAGCACACACCGUAUGGGCAGUUACGAGAGCAACCUAGAGUAAGUAGUCCUCUUGUCCCUCCGCUACGGUCAAGCUCAGCGUUGACACAACCUCCGCUCAACCACUACAAAGUCGCCGCAGGCCAGCCAGGACUCGAGAGCCGAGACUUUUUGCCAGAUCAACCAGGCCAAGCCCCUUCUGAAAUACUAUGGAAUUUCAACGGCAGGGGAUCUCUACCGUUUGACGACUUAAUCGCGCAGGUCCACAAGUUGCUCCGAUCAAACUCAACAGCAUCGUCCGCCUCCUCGGCAUCCACUCCCCGUCGCCCGAGUGGGCGCUUGGGUGAGAUGGCAGACGUUCUGUGGGACAACAAGCCCAAGGACAAUAGAAAUAUUUGGCGAAGGCGUUGUGUGGUGGAUGGGCGGCCUCCUGAACAGCAACAGCAGCAACAACAACAACAACAGUCCGCGCCAGAGGAAGGGAAAAAAAGUGAGAAGCGAGAAGAAGAUAUCUACACAAGCAGUUGCGCCGGUCAUCUUGAUCUUUCUGCGUUACGAGCGGUGGCCUCCCAGUGCGCACCAGCUUCUCGGUCAGCAGGCUUCUCUUCUGGCGGAUCUCCUUUCGAGCCUUUCUCUGAAGGCGUAAUUCAGCAACCUACAACGUAUCUCGACCAGCAGUCGUUAGCAGUGCUACAAGAACUGAAUCGAGCCACUAUACAGCAGCGGAUGUGGGAGGCAAGGCUAGCGGCUUUGCGUCAAGAGAAUGCAGACUUGCAGAAAAGGCUUGCCUUGAUGGAAGAGGCCCAAAAUUUGUUGCAACAGCAGAAUCAGAGUCUGCGGGCAGCACAGCAUAUCACAGACGCGGCGGCACAUGGAACGUCGGCCUUAGGCUCUAGUACUGGCCGGACACCACCGCAUAAGUCUGCUAGUAGCCGACUGCUUGCUCCAUCUGGAUAUCAGGGGCCGGAUCAAGUGCAGAGUGCGCCGAGUCCGUCUACUCCCGUUAUUAGAGGGUCGGACAAGAUCUCAGUCGAGCAAUUUCUUCUAAGUUUUCCUUUUACCCUGACGCAAGAUUAUCCACAUGCUACACUCAAGUUUUGCGCUGAUCACAACCUGGUAGUGAAACUGGUGGGCUACCACGGGAAACGAGUGGAGCUCCUAGAACGGCAAUAUUGCUGCCGUAUUCAAACAUCCGCACAGGCUUCCUCAUUCCCAGGAUACCCAAACGGCCGGUGCGUUCUCUUCACGGGUCCGCUGGUGUCGUUGCUGAGGGCGUGCGCUGAUUUGUACGCUGUGGUCGAUACAUCGAGUCCUGGUCUCCGGACAAACAUUGAAGGGUACCGAGUAUGUCUGGUUGUCCCCGGCGAUUUCGUUGGGCGUCUUCUGCGAAGCAACUGCGCAGGACUUCACGCCCUUCAAGAAGCGGGAGGAAAAACCGUUCACAUCGCACUCGGUAACCUGUGUGUUGUGAUGAGGGGGAACUAUUCGGAGAGAGUCCUCCUGAUCGACGGUAAUAUUGAGGGUGUUUGUCAGGUUCUUGAAUCGGCCUCAACGCAGCUGCAAGACUUUUUGAGAAGAUUUUCAAGCCAAGGAGGCUCAGGUGGUGGUGGUUCUGGGCACUUCGCGGCUCGUUACGAGUUCUUAGACUACCCCAAAAGAAUUGAGCUUCAUCUCUCUACAUGA